Aplysia californica (California sea hare) is the source of this 1053-nucleotide messenger RNA. Its product is annotated as monocarboxylate transporter 3-like. Bases 142 to 1053 code for a protein of 303 amino acids. The record is from RefSeq and is a predicted model, not a curated record. NCBI's taxonomy places the organism in Eukaryota, Metazoa, Mollusca, Gastropoda, Aplysiida, Aplysiidae. The transcript is spliced from 6 exons. Gene Ontology annotation, biological process: monocarboxylic acid transport; transmembrane transport. Gene Ontology annotation, molecular function: monocarboxylic acid transmembrane transporter activity.
CUGCUCGCGCUUGCGUGAUCGCAUUCAAUUUGAUCUUUGUGUCGUCACAAUUAUAGAACAACCAGGAACAGCUGCUGUACCGGUGCGAUCGGCCGGCCGCAAGCCGACUGGAGGCCAAACUUACUUGUAGACGAAGUAGAAAUGACACGGAGGGAAGAAAGCAAAGAGAAAUGGCUGGUGCUUGCAAUGUCCUGUUUGAAUUUCCUGGUGAAUGGAGCUGUGUGUUACCAUGUGGGGGUUUUGAACGUGGCUGUUCAGAGCACUUACGGAAGUGACGUUAUCUGGACGUCAUGGCUCAUGGCUGUGUACUCUUCGAUGUUCGCGCUGGCAGGCCCAGUGGCGAGUGUGGUCAUCAAUGUGUCCAGCUGCCGUGCGUGUGUAUUCCUGUCCGGUCUCCUGGCACUGGCGGGCUGGUCACUCAGUAGUCUGGUGGUGGACGUUCGCUGGCUCUUCCUCACCCUCACCAUGGCAGGCGUUGGUCAGAGUCUCUCAGUGACCGGCGGUACCGUCGUUCUCCCCUCCCACUUUCCUCAACAGACGGCCAUAGCUAACGGAAUCUUCCUGGCCUGUGGGGGACUCGCUUCCUUCCUUCACCCACCUCUGGCUCAAGCUCUCGUCGAUACGUUUGGCUUGAGAGGGGCUUUCCUUAUUCUCGGCGGUCUGACCUCCCACUCGUGCCUGGCCGCUCUGUUCCUCCGACCCUCACAAGACGUGCAGGAGAGACAGAGGAAAGAACAAUUGUCUUCCAGUAGCUAUUGCUCCAACGAAACGCUUCGAAGCUCGAGACAAAAUAAUGUGUUGUCUUUUAUGAAGUUUCACGCAGGAGCCUACAUCUUUGCCGUGGGGUUUGGCAUCUACGCGGGCGGGAUGUAUUUGCUGACAUCAGCAUUAUCAGCUCUCACAUCGUGUGUCGGCAAGAGUGAUAUAUCCGACACCCCCAUCACGGACCACACUUUGAUACUGACAGAAGCCUCAGAACCUCUGCAUGACGCGGUGGACUUUGGUUUAGAGAGUGAGCCAAACAGUGCCCCGGAUGAAAAGUGUCUUAAAUAG